GCUCAGUGCAGAGUGAAGUAUAUAUAAGUGUGCGCAGUAAAGUGACAAACUGGGCGUAGUGAAGUAUAUAUAUAAGUGUGAAGAAGUACCAAGGAGGACCUAAAAGAAGCGGAACAGCUCAAAAGAAGAAGAAGAGGAAGAAGAAGAUUGGCAGCAGUGGGGGGAGGAGUCUGCCCGUCAGCUGGGAGUGGACGCUUCUAAGGUCACCAACUAUAGCGAGUGUUGCGGCUAUUGGGUUGUUUGGCUCUCAUAAUCGGUGACUAGUUCGGACACGCUCUUUGCAGGACUUAGAAAAGGAAGUGGUAGGUGAAAGUGUGCCUGCCGCGUGUGAGUGCAACAACGUGUGGCCUUGGCGGAGGCUGGACGCGAGAUAAACAAAGAUCAGCUGAGCCGCCACUUGACACCCACUGCUCCUGCUGGAUUUAAAGAAACUCUCGCUCCAUGCUGCGGUUUUAAGAAUGUAUACGUGAUGCAUAAAGCGUUCAUGAAAUCUCACCCAUCUAUAGAUCAACCCGCAUUCAGAAAUUUAAUUCCAAAGAGGUUCAAGCGCUUGCCAUGUUUUGUUGGCUGAUGAAUAAUCACGUGAAUUUAUAUGGAAAAUAUGUGCGUUGAUCUUAGCAUGUUGGAGUGACCCAGUGAAAAUGAAGGUAUCAGGAAAAAUUAGUGAAUUGUCGAGCUGUUCCAUUCGAUACUUGGAACUGCGGACGUACCAUUCAGCACGGCCUGACUGGUGUCCCUCUGUCGCCUCCUCCUCCUUCCUGUCCCAGAGACUGAACGCAUCCAGAAACCUUUACAGCAAGGAUCUGUAUGCACACUAUGGCUGUGUCAAUGCAAUUGAGUUUUCCAAUGAAGGAGAUCUACUUGUAUCUGGUGGUGAUGACCGUCGAGUCCUGCUGUGGAAUGUGGAUGGUGCCUUGUCUGGGAGUCACUCUCCACGCAUCAUGAAGGGGGAACACAAUAGCAACAUCUUCUGCCUCAGUUUUGAUUCAAGCAAUACAAGAAUAUUUUCAGCUGGAAAUGAUGAACAAGUUAUUGUACAUGACUUGAAAACGGGUGAAACAUUAGAUGUGUUUCUGCAUCGUGAGGCUGUAUAUGGUGUGUCUGUGAGCCCUACCAGUGAUUCUGUGUUUGCCAGUGCUGGAGAAGAUGGACGAGUUCUUCUUUAUGAUAUGAGAGAACCUGCUGCCACAGAUCCUGUGUGCCUGGCUGCGUACUAUGAUGCCUUCCAUGCUGUACAGUUCCAUCCAGUAGAGCCGUUAUUAGUCACUGCCAAUUCCCGAAAAGGAGUCUCCUUGUGGGAUAUUCGUCAGCCCAGGAUACCUGUUAUACGCUAUGGGGAGAAACAUUGUGCACAAGCUUCCAUAUGUGCCAGAUUCAACAGGAAUGGCAGCCAAAUUAUUGCACUAAGGAGGAGGCUACCACCUGUUUUGUAUGACACACACAGCUCAAAACCUGUCUGCCAGUUUGAUGCUGAACAUUACUACAAUUCAUGCACCAUGAAAAGCUGUUGUUUUGCUGGUGACAAUGACCAGUUUGUACUCUCUGGCUCAGAUGACUUCAACCUCUACAUGUGGAAGAUACCAGAGAGCAACAGUGGAAAAAAUUUUGUGUCUGAAGCUCACAUGGUGCUAAAAGGUCAUCGCUCCAUUGUCAAUGAAGUGAGAUUCAAUCCACAAAACUUCAUCAUUGCAUCUUCAGGAGUUGAGAAAAUAGUAAAGCUUUGGAGUGGGUUGUCUCUUCCCGGAUCCAAAGGCAACUUGAGAACAAACUCAUCGGGAAAUUUUAUGACCAGAAGAGUGUACACCCAUGAUGAAUACAUUGGACUUGUCAUGGAAAGUGGCCAGGUAGUUGGGGAUGUGAAUCAUGAUUAUAGUCAUGGUAGCAUGGAUGAGGAUCCUCGCAUGAUGGCCUUCUUCGACUCCCUAGUGCAGCGUGAAGUUGAAGGAUGGACAUCAAACACUGACCUUUCAGAUGACAUAGACAAUGAUGCACAAGGCUCAGGCAAUGAUGAUGACACAGAGACCACCACCACCACCACACAGUCGUCCUUUUCACGUGCAACAUCACAGUCAGAUGAUAAUGAUUCUGAUGACGAAACGAAUGGAGGACCAGGUCAGGAGAGCUCUGAUGAACAGCAAGCAACCCGACAGAAGUUAAAUCAACUUCAGAGACAACACACCAACAAUGGCUCACCAAAAAAUGAUAAUGAUGAUGAUGAUGAUGAUGAAGAUGAAGAAAGAGAUAAAGCUUCUGGAGGAAGUGAAUGGAUUAUGCACCUGAUUGCCAAGAAACGAGCUAAGCUGAGAAUUGCAAAGCGGGCAAAAAGGAAAAGGAAGCACCUUCGCAGACAUCACAAGAAAACUCAACAUCUUCUUCGCUCCUUUACUACUCAAAGAAGAUAUCUAUAUCACCCAGAAGGCCAAAACUCUAGUGAGGAACGCCCACUUCAAAGGGAACUCCCUGGCGCUGUGACAGAAAGUGGAGGAACCUUUCGCCAACGCAUGUCAUAUCGUAGGAGAUACAUGGCUCCAUAUACCAUCAUGGUGGUUCAUAACACAGAACAAGACUCUGAACCAGAAUCUGAUGAACAAGAAAAUGCUAAUGCUAGUGAUACUGAAAAUAAUCACACCACAGAACAGCAGACUAGAGAUGACAGUGACAAAGUUGACAAUGCGAAACGUUUGCUUUGGUCUUCGGAUAGCGAAAGUAGCACAGACAGUGGUCUGUGUCCUCCAAAACGAAAACGAACUACUUUGAGUGACAGUGACAGUGAUGUGAAUGACCAGAUGGAAAGAAGUAAUGGACAUAUUAUAUCUGAAAUAAUAGAUUCUAGUGAUUCUGAAACAGAAAAAUCUGUUGUUGAAACAACUGAAGUUCAGCCAAGAAAUAUGAAUAGUGAAGGCAGCAGUAGUACAUCAUCUUGUCUUCCAAAUAUUCUAAAUGACAACACACUAUCAGAAGAUAGUUUUGGUGAUAGUAAUGGAAUGUGUGACAUCAACAGUGAGCUUAGCAUUAGUACUGCUAGUAAUGCCAUCCCAAUCAGUAGUAUUUCGUGUGAUGAAAAUGGCUCUCUCUUAUUUGAAACUGAAAACCAUUCACUUGUCUCGGGCAUUGAUCUUCCAAGCACUAUUGACAUACCAACUACCAAUGCUGCCAGAAAAUUCAUGCAGAAUGGUUCAAAUCAAUCAAUUAAUGGAACAUUUUUGGAGAACACACAUGAUUGUGUAAAUAUAGAUUUUUCUAAUGAAAAUGAAAAAAAUGAAAAUAGUCCAAAUAGACAAAAUACUGAGGAUAAUGUGGCAAAUAACUCAGAGAACUCAAGCACAAGAGGUCAGUCUUUUAAAUUCAAAAAGCGAAUGUCUGCUCUUAAUGUUAGAAAUUACCGAAGACAUUCUGAAGAUGAUCUUUGAAGGCAGUUGCCGUUUUCUUAAAGUUUCAGAAUUUUGCAGCCUUAUGGAAUAGGCCUUAUUUAUUUAUCAUUUUUAUUUAAACAGCUUUGAUACAACCAGCAAUGCCUAAUAACUAAAAUUUGCUUUUUGCAAUGAGUUUUACAGAUGAAUGAAGUAAGUUGUAAGUAAUUAACAUAUUUCCCAGUAUCGAAGAUGUUGCAUCAUUGUAGAGGCACGAUAUUGAAAUGCAGUUUUAAGAAUUCAUUAAGAAUCUGUGCUUAAUAUAAGCAGUUAUUUAUUAUGCUUGCAUACACUCACCUUUCAGCAUCAUUAAUGCUACUGUUCCAAAUCCUUAGCUGCAUCUUUUACACACACACACACACACACACGUGCACUCACAUUCUCACUUACUCAUUCAUUCACUUAUUCACUCACUCACUCACUCUGUUUUACAUUGACUUAUGUUCUCGAAAAUUUUAUGCAAAUCAGAUUUUGCAACAACUUUGUUUAACAUUCCCAUAAUGAAGUGUAUGGUGCACAACAGGAUCUAGCUAGCUGCCUUUUACUUUUUAUGGUAGCUGUUUCGUCUCCCAAAUUGGAAUCCACUAUAGUCCAAUCGCUAAGGCCUCUUUCACAGUUUCACACGUGGACACUUAGCAGUGCUGCCGCUGGUAAAUAAUGGAGGUGAAUAGAGGCUUUCACACGCAGACAUGAUCACAAAAAGUAUCGCUGCAGUCAGAUUUGAUUGGUUGGGUUCGCCGCCGGUGGCGGACACAAAAAGUAGUGCUGCUCGUCACGAUAUGUGGCAUUCGAUGGGACCUUUCACACGUAGCUGCAGCCGUGCCACUUUUUUUUAGCAGCGCGUGCAUGGUUUGACUGCAGUGCUGCUCAGUUUUAGCAGCGCUGCUAAUUUGACACUCCCCCCUCCCCUCCAACACUCCCUGGAAAGAUCAGCAGCACUGCUAAAAUUGAGUCACGCGUGAGUAGUGCUGCUGCAGCGCUGCUGAGAAGGGCUGGUAAGUGUCCCUGUGUGAAAGGAGCAUAAUUUUAGCAGCACUGCUAAAUGUCCCCUUGUGAAAGGGGCCUAAGCUGGAUCCCUAGCUCCUAGCAGAGUAAGGAAGGAAGCUUCUCAUUGGUUACUGGCAGGAAGGGUGCCUAUGUUUCUGUCGCCAGCAUCUGGAGAAGGAUAAUGCAAAGUUCAUGUGCUCCUGAACUAAAACCAGUAGCAUCUGGUGAAAGAUAAUGUAAAGUUCAUGUGCUUCUAACUGAACCAGUAAACCUCAAGAGAACAACUCUGAAGCAGCAUUGCAUCCCAAAAGGAGUAGUAACAUAGUUUGCCAUAAAAUGUUUGAGAUAAGUACAUAGAAGCAUGUUGCACAUCAGAUGUGAUAAACUGAUAAUACUGACAAAACUAAAGAAAUCCUUUGUACUAUUUUGCUCAAAACCAAUAGUACUUGUAUGUACAAUAACACUACUUAGCUUGUGCAAAAGCAGUGCUAUGCACACAAGUAGAGCUGUAAAUAAUGGUAAAGUGAGGGUGCAUUAUUGCAAGUUUGCAUAAAAUGCAAACAGAUUUCAUAUUUAUGGGUUAUAUACAGUCUCCAUACUCUAUAAAAAUGCAUAAUAAUAUGCAUUGCCCAUAACCCAAGUUUAUCACCAUUUACACAAAUAUUGCAAAACUACUAAGCCUAUCUAAUGUAUGCACAGAGCUCUAAAUCAUCAUCAGAUGUAUAGUGCUGUACUACUAAAAGCAGGAAAAUAAAAGAAUAAUGAAACAUUUAAUCAGUAAAGUAAUAUAGCACCCAGCCUGAUUACUUUUCUCAGUUUUGUCAGCUUUAUAAUGCUUGGUGUGCUGCUAAAAGAGAGAGCAGCCCAUGGCCUUCAGAUUCAAAAUACCUGAGCUAGAGUUUAGUUCAGGAAGAGGCAGCAAGCACAGACAGAGAAAAAGAUAAAUGGAAAUACUACUUACAAAAUCUUACACCAGCUAGACAAAGAAAAGGGUGUUGUGGGACAGAAAGAAAAAGAAUAUUCUUACCUAAAUCUUAUCACAUCAAUUCCCUUUCUGAAAAUUUCUGUCUUCCUUUCUUUUCUUGUGUAGCAGGGAUGAUUGAAAUGAAGAUAAGGAUCAUUGAAGGGGUAGCAGUCAAAUUUUAUUCCCUCUACCUUUCUUCCUCCUAGACCAUGCUCCCAACACCCCUCUUCUGCCUAUUAUUAUUUAUUUUUAGAGGGGUGAGAAAAAUUUACAUGAUAGAUAAAUCAAAUAAAAUACUGAUGUCCUGGGUCCCUCUGGGAACUCCCCUUGAGGGGUAUCAACCCUAUCACUCAAUGAAUUACACUUUGUCAGUUUAUCUAAUUGCUCUGUCAAACCUUUCAUAUACUUUCUCUGAAACACUCCAACUUUUUCUCCUGCUGCAUUCAUCCCUAUUUCCUUUCUCCUUGUAUAGGGGCACAAUUUAAGCAUUCAUCACCUCCUCUCACACUACCCCCUUUGCAAGUUAGUUUAGUUUGCUUGACCCUCUCUUUGCUGCAGCCCCCUGCUAAUGUAAACAUUGUUCCCAUGCAUUACAGCAGUUCCAUUUUCCCAUGCCUCACAUGAGGUUAUCUUACAAGACCACUCUUCCUCACUUGCUGACGGUGUGUCUGCACUAAUAAUAACAUGCGCUAGUUUCACUGUCCUCCACCUCUGUUUCAGGGUCAUUCUCUGAGUCAUACUCAUAUGGAGAGUCUUCUAAAAAAUUCACUAUCUGUCUCAUAGUUAUAAUCUUCAUCACUGCUGUCUGAGGGAGGAAACUCCACUAUCUCCAUUUAGUAGCGAAACAUUAGUUACUCCAGUUGUGGGAAGGUUUUGGUUAAUAGUAUUAUCCUACUUCUGCAUGAGAAAUCAACUCCGUAAUUGAUUAGCUACUGGGUGUGACUUAACGACAGAUGGGUGGCGGUAUGUAACAGUUCUCGCGUUUUUUAUGUUUCUCGAGAAUGUUGUCACCACAUGGGGUCUAAAAAGCCAAGAUUCACACUCACGAGUUGACCAAACACAUCAAUGUAUUAGCAUGGUACUUGUGUACCACAUUCAUUUUGCUUGGUAUCAUGAGGUCGCUCGUACACUGUUACAGUUGAACUGAAAAAGGAGAUAAUUUCUAAAAGUGAGUAAGGUAUGGCUAAAUCAACAACAAAGGAAAGAAACCACAGCAUACCACAAUCAAAGUUACCUAAGGUUCUCAUGGAAGGUGAAUCCCAUUCCAAACUUCAGCCUCACUCCUCCAUCCUUUCUUUCCUGCAACUUCCAGUUGUGCCAGUAGACUCAACUUCAUAAAUGAAAAGUUCUAGUUUCCCAGUGGUCAAUUAAUAUUUUUCUUUCAGAAAUUAUAUUCAUUACAUGACAUUGUUUUAUUGAUUAAAAGAUAAUAUUUGGAAAUUAAUAAAAUUUUGGGGGGAUUACUUUUGGUAGCCUGUAACAGAUUGAUUUUACAUGCAUCUCAGUGGUAAAUGCUGCUUAGGAUCUCGCACACUCAGAAUCAAUUAUGUUAAAAAAAACAGGCUGCCACUGCAUUCCAAAAUCUGGGAAAAAAAAAUCCAGAGCACUCCAGGUUCUGAGUAUUCCUAAUAACUGGUUUUCAACCAUUAGUGAUAUUAAAUUCUGCAAUUACAUAUCUGUAUAUAAGCACACCCACAAAAAGUGUUAAAACCGAAAGCAAAAUCAACAGAUAGAAACCGCUGUCUGGCACCUCAGUGGUGAUCCUUGUCUUCAAUUUCACGGCUCUCUGUAAUGUUAAAUCUUUAUUCUUGCAAUCCUACUCCAACAUGAAAUUCAAUUGAGGUGUGUAUGGAAAAUCAUCUAUUAUGGAAAAUAGGCAAAUCAGCUCAUGGAUUAGUCAAGUAUUAAAAUAUGUUGAAAAUUUUAACAGGAAAUUUUCAAAAAUAACUUUGGGAAAGGAAUGUCUUCAAUGCUGGGAAAUAUGAUAUUCACUACCUCUUUUUUUAUUUACAGUACUUCUGAUGGACUUAUUUUUAAUUAGUCAUCAUAUUAUGAUACAAAAUUAAUUAAAAUAUCAUAAGUUUUUCAGCAAUGAUGGUCAAUCAUAUAUGUAAAAAAUAAAUACAUGUAUACUAUAUUAUAUAAUUUUUUGCAUUGCAUCUAGUCAACCUCUCAUCAUAUUUUCAAUACUAUAUUUUUAUUGUUUUUAGUUUCAUGCUUUUCUUAAGUCAUGAACAUCUAUAAAGUAUAGUGGGUCAACAAAUUUAUAUGAUGUUUUAAGACUUGUUUAAUGAACAUCGUCUCUGUGGCUGCCACUUUUUUAUAUUGAGUAGCUAGUGGCCUGACUAAUAAAACUAUAAAAAGUAUUGAUAUAUAAAUCUGGCAUUCCUCAGUCAGUUUCUCUGUUUGAAAUGAAGUUUAUUUAGAAGACAAAAUUUCCUGAUAUGUUAUUUAAUGAUGCACAAAAAAAGGUAUAUGGAAUAGUUCAAUUUAAUGUAAAAUAUUUAGUUGGAGUAAUGUACUAAAGCUGUGGCAAAACACGAUGCUGCCGAUUGUAGCAAUGAAUACAUACUGUUAUUUUCUAAGCAGCAACUUAAUUUAUAUAACAGUAAUGCCUAUGUUUGUUGUAAUAAAUGUAUUUGAAAGAC
Eriocheir sinensis (Chinese mitten crab) is the source of this 8009-nucleotide messenger RNA. RefSeq names its product DDB1- and CUL4-associated factor 5-like. The record is from RefSeq and is a predicted model, not a curated record. The transcript is spliced from 12 exons. Gene Ontology annotation, molecular function: protein binding. Gene Ontology annotation, biological process: negative regulation of fatty acid biosynthetic process. Gene Ontology annotation, cellular component: Cul4-RING E3 ubiquitin ligase complex; cytoplasm. NCBI's taxonomy places the organism in Eukaryota, Metazoa, Arthropoda, Malacostraca, Decapoda, Varunidae. The coding region runs from base 642 to 3410 and encodes 922 amino acids.